Molecule: messenger RNA, 8782 nt
Organism: Neodiprion virginianus
Lineage: Eukaryota; Metazoa; Arthropoda; Insecta; Hymenoptera; Diprionidae
Gene: osp
Product: protein outspread
Exons: 17
Coding region: 1688-8353 (2221 amino acids)
Biological process (GO): actin filament organization
Cellular component (GO): actin cytoskeleton
Molecular function (GO): actin filament binding
Source: RefSeq, a predicted model, not a curated record
GGUGUGUCGCUGCCGGUACCGAAGCAGUGUCGAGUAAAUAAGGACAGAUGGAAGUUCGGUCGUUCGUGGUUUCGCAAUGGAGGAGUGGUAUCGUCGUCGCGGUGUUAUAAAAAUGCCCGGAAUUUAUCGCUCAAGUAACCGGCCGGGUCAAGAAUCGAGUACCGAAGACGGCUAAGAGCAAACCGACAAUACCUCAUCCUUGAAUAACUCGACGCGCCUCGUUAAUAAAGGCGAACAACCGCCGAUCAGCCGUGACACAGAGGCUCCAGAGCCUGAGAGCCGCGUCUUUGGCAGGUAAUCGCGAGGCAUAAAUCGUGCUCCGCAUUUAAUCAAUCGGCACGUGCGCGUGCCAACGGUACUGCCCUGCAUACGAACAAAACAGCCCGAGACUCGGUAUCGUCACAGUCGCCAGUCGGUUGUUUCUUGCCGUCGCGCCGUGUGAGUGAGAUAUUUGGCGGAGCUAAGAAGAGAAGAAGAAGAAGAAGGUGAAGAAUAAGAAAACGUACAGUGUGAAAGUUGGCGCUUUUCCCCCUGGGGGGGAGUUCGAAGUGCGGGUAAUCGAAUAAACGGGUGCUGCUGCUGCUGGUUGCUCCGGGAAGAGAGUCUAGUCCCUGUCUCUUCGAGUCCCGGUAUCGCCAUAUCUGGAGAGACUUAACGGUAACUCGAUACUCUCUAAGCCAGUUGUAAAUAACUACGCGAUAAUCGUCGCCGUCGCAUCGAAUCGGCGACGAACACCAGCAUCGUCGUCGUCAGCAACAACAACAACAACACCAACAACAACAACAACAACAACGGCAUCGAGUCAAAUUCCCUGGGCGUGUAGCCGAGUCGGAGCGGCCAGGCUUUCGUUCGUUCGUUGGUUGUUGUCUUCGUCGUGGUCUCGGUUAACGGAUAGGAACGGUACCUGUGUGCCUACAGAGUGGGCUGCAGCAGCCGCCCUGCAAGGUCGGGGAAACAAGUGAGCGUCGUCAUCUCGUCGGCCGCCCGGAGCACCGUGAAGUUGGCCGUCGUUCGGCGAAGUUUUGAGUGACAAUUGCGAAUCGCCUCGAUCCGACAUACAAUAUCCCUCCUCCGCGAUCUCGGCACGUGCUACAAUUAAUAUAACCCGCCCCAAAAUUUCUCGUUUUGGUGAUCUCGAUGUGCGCGACGAACGAUAACCAAGCGACGAGAUACGAAGAACGUUGAUAGAAAACUGUUUCCUACGUUCGCGUAUGCAACAAAGUUCAAAAUCACACGUCGAGUCCGCGUUGUUUCGCGUUCGGCAACGAAUUAUGAUAAUUUCACUAAACACCAUAGUUUUUCGUGACAGUGACUUGCGCAGCAGUGACAACGAGAGAUCCUUACGCGUAAAAUAAGUUUUUCCACCAUAACCGAUGUAUAAUAUAUUUGUGUUUCAAGUUUAUUAUUAUUGUUAUUGUUUUUGUUGUUGAUCGUUUGUUGUUGUGUUGUUGUUGGUGUUGUGUUUUUGUUGUUGUUGUUGUUGUUGUUGUUUUUGUUGAAACAGUGAAGAUAAUAAUCUUGUUGCAAGUGCCUCUUUCUCUCCAUAUCUGUCAUCUCUUAUUCGUUUCGAGGAGCGUAUAAAAAUAUUUCUAAACAAAAGAGAGAUAGAGAGAGAGAGAGAGAGAGAAAGUAAACAAAAAAAAAAUAAGUAAAUAAAUAAUUAAAAAAAGGUACGAUAAAUAUUGAAAUGUCGACGGUUGGAUCGGGCUCAAUAUCAAACGCGAGGGUGGGAAGCAACACCACCGGGACAGCAUCGGAAUGUCGGAAGUUUGCGCCGAAUAUCUUCAAUAAAAGCAAGUGUAGCAGCUGCUUCAAGCAGAAGGAGGAACACACCGCCGAGGCGCUGGAAUGCAACAGGGCGACGAGGAAAAUAUCGAAAUGUGGAUAUCUCUUCGUUGCUCCGGGAUGGGAUUUCACAAAUCCGCUGAAUCGCACAAAGAGAUGGCAGAGGCGAUGGUUCGUGCUUUACGACGACGGGGAAUUAACGUAUUCCGUUGACGAACAUCCGGAGACGGUACCUCAGGCAAGGAUCGACAUGACUCGAGUCCUGGAGGUGGCGGCAGCCGAGGACGUCACUGGUCACGCCUACAGUCUCGCGGUUACGGCUCCGGAGGGAGUGACCUUCGUCAAGGGCACCUGUCGGGAAGAGACCAGGUGGUGGGCCGACGUUCUCCAGGUCUAUCCGAGGAACAAGGGAAGGCACAAACGAAACGCGACAUUUCCUGGCGGACAAACAACGAUCCUCCAAGUUCCUCCGGGUGUAAGAAGCAACACGCCGAAUCCUCCGAGGCCGAGGUUCAACAGCUGCAGGUCCGAGCCCCGGGUGAGCAAUUCGAGUUGGAUCCAGGACGUGGAACUCUCCUCGCCAAAGGUGGUAAACGCUCUGGUUUCGCCGCUCGGGUCGGAGAACGGCUUGUCAUCAUCCUCGAAGUUCACCUCGACGACGUCGACGUCGACGUCGAAGGCAACGUCGUCCCCUUCCUCUUCGACGACCACGACGACGUCGACGAUGACGACGACGACGGCGGCGUCUUCUUCUGGGUGCAACCUCACGGUCGGACCGGAAAAACCGCCGAUUGUUCCCGGCGAUACGAGACAGUAUCGAGAUCAGCCGGCCAGCAGCGCGUCUCCGCCUACGAGGGACAAACUCAGGGCCGAAGAUAAGGCGAGGAGGAGAAUGAAUCAGCAGAACGAACGAUCAUCCGGAGCCAAUACAAACGCCGGAAUUCCCUCCGGCGAGAAAUUGGAUGACGAAGCAUGUCGGAGGAUACUUCUUGAGCACGAGAGAGAACGGGAAGGGAAACUCCGAGACAUCGCGGCGUCUCUUACGCAGCCGAGGGUAAGAAGAAACAAACCGAGAACUUCGGAACCCACCAGAGACGUUGUAGACGCCGCGAAUGCCGCUCAUCAGGACAAAUUGAUAAGGGGCGAUCCCGAUGGCUGCGGAUUGGAUAUUUCCGGCACGAGAUACUCACCGACUUCCGAAUUGAGGGUCGAUUUACCCGCCGAAGAUCUACUCAAUAUCAAGAAAGGAUGGCUGAUGAAACAGAGCGUUAACAAGGAAUGGAACAAGCAUUGGUUCGUGCUUCGUGGUUGUGGAUUAAUGUACUACAGAGAUCCGAGCGCCGAAGAUAAGGGCAUAAUGGACGGUGUUAUAGACUUGAACACAGUUACUGCCGUUACUCCCGUAUCCGUGGCUCGAAAUUACGGAUUUCAAACGGUGACGUGGGACGAUCGUGGAACUACGGUAUUAUCUGCAGUUACAGCCGGUAUAAGAUCCAGCUGGAUGACGGCGAUUGGAAAAGCUACGAAUUUACCGAACCCCGAAGUCAAGUGUCCAGAGAAUGAACAGGAUGCUAAUCCCGAAUCUCCUACAACGUCCAUCAAUGAUCGAGAAAGGGAUUCUAUCGUUCCGUCAACGCCGUUAACACCUCGUUCGGUUCUCUUUUCGUCGGACGAAGAGUACAGAACAGCUUCCGAGGGCGGUAGAAGAGAAUCGGGCGACUGGUCGGAGCUUCCGAUAUCACCUCCGCUCACGAGGAACGGGGAGUGGGUCUUGCCGCUAAAGGGGUCCAACUGGCCAGACCAAAUGAAUCACGAGUGGUCCGAGCUGCCCCCCUCGCCUCCGUUAACCAGGACGGCUUUGUCGAGGGUCAAGGCGAGGUCCAGGUCCAGUUCGAGAUCGCGAGGCUACAAGAGGAGCAGAAGCUCGCCGCCUUCCUCGAGAAGAAGCACUCUGGACAGCGUCAGGUCAGAGGAUUUGAUGAUGGCGUGUUGCGAGCUCGGCGAGGAUGAGGAGGAGAGUGCUAAUCAUCUGGCCAAUAACGGGGAUAGCAAUCCGUUGAUAGUCGAACUGCUCGAGAGCCAAGUCAGCAUGCUGAGGGAUCAGCUUGAUCAAAAUCAGGCACACCCGAGUACCUUGCUAGUCAUAAUUGAACGACAGGAGAACGAGAUCGAGGAUUUGAAGUCGCAGCUGAACGCGGCGAGGAGUGAAAUCGUUAGCGCUGAGAAAGAAUUGACCAGGUUGAGGCAGCAAAAGGCCGAGGCUUCGAUAAGGGAAAAACAGGUUGACGAAUUGAUCAAUACCAUCGAGAGAACGGAACAGCAGAGAAAUAAGGAUCUUGAAGAUAUCGAUAAGGCGAAGAAGAUUUAUAACAGAGACAAGGAAAUACUCGAGUGUAAACUGUUGGAAACGGAGGCCAUUCUCAGGGAGACUGCCGAACGAUGCGAAAUGCUCACAAAUGAAUUAUCGUCCAGUCACACGACUGUCGAACACUUACAAAACGAAAUGUCGACGCUGAACGACAGAUUGUCCCAAGGAAUCGAAGAGAACGAACACCUCUAUGCCAGAGUUAGGGAGCUGGAGGAAAGAUCCGGACUUUCUACGGCAAGGGAACGAGGCAGAAGUUUCGACUCUUUCAGUGAUUUGACGAACAUUGACUUGGAUCUGGAUCUAACGGGGAUGGACAAAGAGAGAAUGAUUGAAGAAUAUGAAGAACUUCGAGGACGAUUCGAAAAAGCAAUCUCUGAGAUUAGGGCAAUGCGGAGGGAACUUCGCGAGGCACACGCCACUCAGGAUGCGUUGGAGUUGGAAAUUCUCGCCCACAGACAAGACGCGGCAAGGUGCCGUGAGAACAAUCAAGCUCAGGUCCAACUGAUGGCUGCGAGGAUUCAGGAUCUUACCAACAAAUUGACUGCCAGCGAGAAGCAGGUGCGUUCACUGAAGCAGAAACUGGUAAAGGCCGAGUCUCGGGAUAAGAGGAGAUCGCUGUCUCUUAAGGGCAGGGAGUCGUUUCAGAUAUCUCAAGAAUUGGAGGAAAAGCUCCUUGAACUUGAGGGAAAAAUCUCUGCCAUUGAACAAGGCAAAUGUUUGAGCGCUCCUGCCUCGGCUGGAACCAGCUCCAAGGAGUCAAGUCCCAAUCCAAAGAAGGAGAGAAAGAGAGAGAAUAAAAGCUUGGACAGAGCGAGGAUACGGAGGAAAUCUUUGGACAGCGCGACGAGCUCGGAACCGAUGAAGGUACUGAUCAGGCUGAGCACAUUAGAAACGAAAGUGGCGGCUGUCUCUGAGGGAGUGACGAGUGACGUUGAAAAAGAUUCGAGCGAAUGCAGCAGCGAAAUUAUUACGCCGUCGAAUGAAAUCUCGUUGGAAGUACUAUCGAGGCUCAGGAAACUCGAGAGGGCCGUGUCGAAAUCUAAACGACGACUUGAACGAUGCCUGGGCUCAACCCAGGCUGAGGAGAAGGCUGAAAAAUGUUUGCGGGAAGUUAACGAUAUUCUAGAAUCGUGCGGGGAGUGUAAAAAGAACCAAAAAGCUAGUGCUCAGGCGACAGAGUCAAUAGGUGUAGUUGUAUCUAGACUAGAAUCUAUUCUUAAGGAUAAAAUGAGCGAGUUAACAAAAAGGCGGAUAUCGCUAUCACGCAACGGUCAGUUGGAUGAGAAGGAGAAGCUUAAAUUGAUAGCCGAGAGGAUCGCGUUCGAGUCAGUUGUCAUUGGACAGAUGAAGUGUGCGAUGAGCGGUAAGAGGACGUUCGAUAAGUGUUCAGUUCUUAGCGAAUUGGUCGAAACUAGUCAACUUAUUUCAAACUUAAAAUGUAAGGUACGUGGAACUAAGCCCAAAAUCUACCAAAACACGAGUUACGUUCAGUAUCUCACUAGAGUGUUAGCCAAUAAGUUAGUGCUUGUCGGAGGAUUCGCCACCGCGCCAGUCGAUGCUCCUAAGAAGGACGUUCUGGCGGCGCGUAGCGACAGUUUUACCUUCCUUUUACGCCAGCAAAAGGAAAUAUCGGAAAUAGUCGAUAGGUACAAAGAGUCGAAAUUAAAAGAGCUGGCCAAUGCUUUGGCCGCCGAGACCUUAAGUAUGUCCGAGCAGGACGAUAUCAACAAGCAGAUUAUGAUUACGAAUACUACGAAGCUGCUCGAAGAUAAACGAAUACGCGCGGCCUGGGCGCUUGCUCAGGAAACCGUCAGCAAGGAACUCGUCCGGUCCGAGGUCUCUCACGUGAUGACCAAAUGUGGUCAGGAUUACGAGCAAAACAUCACAUCUGUCUCUGAAUUUUGCCUCAAUUUCGACGCCUCCGAACGAACCAGUUUAGAGUUGUGGACCGAUGCGGCACAGUUGAGGCUGCGACAACAAAUGGAGCUCGCUAUAGACGAGCUUUCGACCGCCUACGAAGAUUGUCUCUCUCAAAUGAAGAGGGUCAAACCCCUCCUGGAUUCAAAGUAUGAGUCGAGACAACUGCUCACGGAAUUUGCCGACGUUAUCGCCCAGAAGGCUUUGAUAGACGCAAGAAUCGAUACUUUGCAAGAAAAUACUAGACCAAUGUUGGUUUGUUCCGGCGAGACUUUUGCGUCUAGUCUCAUCGAGAUCGAAGACGUACUUUCGAAGCUUGUGGGCGAGGAUUAUACGUUUGAAAACGAUCCUCAUCUCGACGCGGAAUACGAGUACCUGUAUCAGCAGUUCUCGAAAGAUUGCCAAGAACAAAUCUCUGGAAAGCAGCAUUCCAAAGAACAGUUGAAAAGCCUGAGUCAAUCGUUGGCUUAUCUUGAGGAGGAUCUCGUCAAUCUGGGGAAGUAUAUUUGCGGGGAUAAAAUCGAUCCAAGUUUUGUUUGGGCUAGAUCAAAUUCCUUCAAUUUUGACUCUUACCAAAGUAUAUGCGACAAGUGUUCAGAGCUCAGAAAACGCGUCAAGAGAUUCAAUGAUUACGCUAAAGGUUUUUCGUGCGAGCAAUGCAAUCAGCUCCAAGAAACAAUCCAACGACUGAGGGCUGAGCAUAACGAGGAAUUGGAAAAGCUGAGGAGGAGUCAGGAGAAGGAUUUAAUGGACAUAAAAGGCGAGCUGGACAACCAAAGAUACUCGCUUACUUCGCAGUACGAACACGAAGCUGCCACUCUUAGGGAGAGAGCGCGGAAAUUGGAGAGUCGACUCAACGCUAUGGAUUCCGAGCACUCAGCUCACGUCAACGAGUUACGUGCCGCUUAUCAACGCUCCAUCAGCGCAGAACUUGACACAGAUGCAGAGACCCGCAAAAGGUACAAAGAGGAGAUAAAACAGCUCAGAGGAUUGUGUGAAAAGGGUUUACUGGCUAUGGAGAAUUCUCACCGAAGAAUUAUAUCCGAAAUGGAGGAAAAACACAGGCAGGAACUGGAGAGUUUGAGGAUAGAGAAGGAGCAAGCUCUUUCCGAAGAGACGCAAGCCACGCUUGCCGCUCUGGACGCUAUGAGAAAGGCUCACGAGCACGAGGUUCAGAAAGAGAUAACAAAGUUUAAGCAGGAAUUCCUCAAGCAGAUGCAGGCUAGAGAAGAUAUUGGGGCGCUUCACAAAGAGCACGAAGAAGAAAUGGAAGAGAUAAAGCAAGAGAUUCUUUCCCUCUCCUCUAAGUAUUCGUCAAAGUGUGUUGAGUCUGCUGCACUGGAGGAGAGGGUGGGAUCCUUGGCGAAACAGCUUUCCCAAGCACAACAGCAUAUCCUUCAACUAGACGCCAGGAACAAGCAACUACGUGCUCAUAUUGUAUCGGAGAGUAACGAUAUCGAACUAAACGAGUCGGUCCAGCUGUUAAGGGGCAGAGACAACGAGAUAGCCCAGCAGAGGGAAGAAAUACAUCGACUGCAACAGCAACUAAAGCAUGGGGACAACACCCCUCGUCAAUCGUCGAGCGGGCCAUCAAAAUCUCCAUCAUUAGACUACUCGCCGGCGUAUACUCAACAUCAAAUAAGAAGUAGUCACGAGCCAAUAAUCAGAGCGGGUAGCGAGGAUUCAAAACUAUUUAGUACGCGUCCUAAGAGUUCCUCGUCUCUGCAAAAAUUGCUAUCUUCCGAUAAGCCAGGUCCAUUUUCUUAUAAACUUGAACGAAUCAAAUCAAUAUCACUGCCGUAUUCGAACGAUCUGAUGAGGCAGCAGGGGUCAAGCUCAAAUGCAACAAAACACGAUAACAAAGAUACUACAAUAAAUUUUGCUCAAUCAAAUCAAGAGCAUAAUAAUGGUCUGACUUCUCCACUUUGGGACAGCUUAAGGCCUAGGAGUGGCUUGCCCCAUCAGUAUCAAGGUGGCACAACAGCGAUGCGAAUUAGCAGCAGCAGCGGUGACGCCAGGUGGCAGGAGAGUAAGCAAGGUCAAAAACAGCAACACCAGGAGACAUUCACCCUCCGUUCAAACACUCGUCACCCAUCCCGCCUCACCCCGGAACCCACAGCUCUCUCCGUUGCAGAGUUGACGAGGUCUCCCUCGGUGAGGUGGUCAGGCAGAAGUUGUCGCAGCCUGCCACCAACGCCAACGCCGACCUAUCAUCACCCCCUUCACCCCCCACUCCCGGCAGUGGGUAUGGUCGCUGAGAGGAAGAAACGUUUUGAGCUGUAACCCACUUGUCGCUCUACAGAAAUUACUUGUGCCAAAAUUGGUUUAUCUUUUUCUUUUUUGUUUUCAAUUUUUUUUCUAGGGAACUCGCUGCUUAGCGGGCGAACAAUCUUUAUUUUUAUACGAUUAUUUCUGGCGAUAAGCACAGACAAUUAUUCUACAAAUCUUCACUUCCAUUCUGCUGUCCUAUUUGGAGAAGAUCUACUUCAUCUUAGAUAACAAAGUUAGGAAAUCGGGACUAGAUACAGUUUUGUGUAAACAAUCGGUUUACUUUCAAUAAGGUGCGAAGAGAAGAAUUGUGUUCAGAGGAUCGAUAAGUUUAAUAAUUGAAUGAAAAAUUCAACCACCAUAAAAAAAAAAAAAGAAAAAAACAAAGUUAAGUAAGCUCGACUGGGCUGAUUACAAAUGUGUAACUUGGGUCGUGCGUUGAUA